AUACCUCGUUGUUCAUGAAUUAAAUCCAUAUAUAAUGGAUUCGAGUCAUCUAAAGCUCAGCAAGUGAUAACCACUAUACCUUUCACUUUCAAUAAGAUCUAAAAUCAUUCACAAUCUUAAUUAACGAAGUACAGACAUCGCAUAACUGCUUUCGGCUUCUAUUCUGUCCAAUAGAGAGAUGUAAUGUGAAGAAAGAUUAGGACGCCAUGAUUUAAAGGAUCGUACAAGUGCUCGGCUCAACAGCUAGCGUUGUAGUUGCGUUUGACUGAUAAGUAUUCUAUUACACAAGGCCUUAAUGCUAAAAUUGCUAGAGCCUCAUCUCCAUGAUUAGCUUCCACAGGGAUUCCCGAAAAGGGCGCAACUCUUGAGCACCAUACUGAGCAAGCUACUACCAUAUAACCUCUCUCUCAUUCCCAACCUAUUUCUAACGUUUCUGGCACUUUCAUUCUCCUUUUGCAUACGACACGCGUACCUCCGACGAAGCCCCCCGAAGUGAAGCACCCUAUUUUGGUAACAUUGGUAUCGCCCGAUUCCCAAUCGAAUUCUAUGCAUGGGCCAUGCAAAUCAGUGGUCGGCACUCACGUUUGACCAACCUCCGCAGCUCCCUAUGAGUGAUGGUUUACUCAGAGGCACCGAUGCAAUGCCUACUGCCAAAUCAAUCUUGGCAGCACCCUUUCAGCGCAGUGAGCGCAGGUGCUCGAUACAACCAAGCCUAUUAUCUAGCUCUCAGCCCAUCUUUGUACUCUGAAAUGGGACAUGAAGAGCGCGGGGACCUUAGAUGAGUUUUUUUAUGCUUACUCCUCUAUUUGGUCACUAUGUCGAUUUCGAUGCAUGCUUCAACGCACAAUCUUGUGAUUUGCUUUCAUUGGUUCCCGCCCACAAUCAUGACAUUAUUGCGGAUCAAUCGAAUACAGCUGCAGGCCCAUUGCUUUUGAGCCGUGCAAACAUAGCCGCCAUUCCAAACAAUCAGACUCCGCCCCUUCCUACGCUCAUCCAAUCACCGGCCGCUGUCACUGCUCCUAUCCUACUUGCACUCAGGAGUUCAACCGCCCAGGAGAUCAUCUUGAACAUAUCUCAUCAGUUCAUCAGCGCGGUCAGACAAAUCAGGGAAAGAAUCUCUGCCCUAUUGUUGAAUGUCGUCGAAGCUACGGGAAGGGCCUUUGUCGCACUGACAAAGUCAAUGAUCAUUUGAGAAAGGUUCAUGGUCUUGAUAGACUUGCUUCAGCUGGUGACUCUGUUGCUAGUGGUUCUUCUGCCAACGGUGCUGUACGUGCAUCAGCCACCGCGAGUGGGACUGUUGCUUUGACUCAAAAUUGGAAUCGAGGGGGGUUUUGAUUUGACACAGAUAAACGCAGUGCUGUCAGUUCGUAGCGUACUUGUGAUGAAAAUAAUGAACUUGCCGACGGCAACGAUAAGGAUGACGCAAUACCCCAGGAAGCAAUAACACUGAGGAGGAAGAUGAAGAUCCAAAUUCUGGAGAUGGAGCAAUGUGGUUUUGGAUAUGACAAUGGAUGAAAUAUGCCGGAUUGUUUACUUUUCAUGUAAGAUUAGAAUGGACUGUGGACAAGUAUUUAGAGAACCUAGAUUGUGCUUCGAAAAAUGCGCGUGUCCAAUCUAUACUAUCCAAACCAAGACUGAUGAUAUUCCAUUAAAUCAAAGACUUCAAAGCACUAGCUUUGCACGAUCGAAAGCAAAUCUGGGCCCAAAAUAAUGAGUCGAAAAACCCUCCUGGCAAUACUAUUACCUACUGCAAGUAUAAAGACAUUGCUUUCGACAAAUUGUAACAGAGCUAUGCGAUGCUUUCUAUCACGGUUUUAUCAUGGAUUUAAAGUAGGCGGGGUUCUGCGAGGGAG
Molecule: messenger RNA, 1853 nt
Organism: Sclerotinia trifoliorum
Lineage: Eukaryota; Fungi; Ascomycota; Leotiomycetes; Helotiales; Sclerotiniaceae
Source: the annotation of a GenBank genome assembly